ACCUCGUCAGCUGUUGUCCUGGUGUGAAAGUCUAUAAUCCUCACCAAAAAUGCAGCCCCAUGCCUAACUCCUGUGUACACACAGAGCGUAUUCUGUGGAAUAGUAAGUGUCGUCAUUUUCAAUUUUAUGAAUGUAUUUUUGAAAUGUUAAAGGCAAAUUGUAGUACAGUAACAAAAAUGUAUCCCUCUACCAAUACACAACUAAGCUCGGGCCCUGGGUCUGAACGCCACCCUGUGCAACUGGGUCCUGGACUUCCUGAUGGGCAGACCCCAGGUGGUGAAGAUAGGAAACAACACCUCUGCUACGCGGAUCCUCAACACGGGUGUGUGCUCAGCACCCUCCUGUAAUCACUGUUCACCCAUGACUGCCAUGCAUGUAUCCAACUCAAUUCAAGUUUGCAGAAGACAACUGUGGUAGGCCUGAUUUACCUAUGAUGAGACACACUUUCCUGUCUACAGGGAAGUAUCUUCAAUGUUGACCAAACGAAGGAGCUGAUCGUGGAUUUCAGGAGAUACUGUAGCAGAGGGAGCACACCCUCAUUGGAGACGGUGGAAAAGCUUCAAAGUUCCUCAGUGUGCAUAAAACAUGAAAUGGUCCAUCCCAACAGACACUGGCGAAGAAGGCGCAACAGUGCCUCUUCAAUCUCAGGAGGCUGAAGAAAUGUGGCUUGGCCCUGCAGAGACCGUACAGGUGCAUCAAAGCUGGGAUUGAGAGAUAGAAGCUGUUUUUUUCAAUUUGCUCUAGCAGUUGUCUGUUCAGUUUGUCCUUCUGCUGUUUGAAAAUUUUGCAAAAAUAUCCACAGAGUAGUGUUAACCUUUUUGUUGUGUAUUUCUGUUUUUUAUUUUCAAUACUGACGCAAAAUCGAACCUAACACUUGCACAGUAUGGCCGAGCCUAAUUGAACCACAGCCCAAAUGGCUUUAACGUCCAGCUGAUUUGCGAAGAAAGCUUUGGUCAACUACUUUGGUUAUGUUCGGCUAUUGUGUACAUAUUGUGCAAUAAGUCAAGAGAUUGAAAAUACAAGUGACAGAACCUACCGGCCCUCAAAAAGUAAGGGGAACAACACUUUCCUGAGGAUACCCUAUUUCAACCUACCACCAAAAGGACCAACAGCAUGUACAACCGCUACCUCAUAUCAUUUUAUUCAACAUUCUGUCUUAUAGUCUAUCUUUUUUUUUUUACAGUGACUUCUUUCAGAGUGAUAUCAUGGUAACAGUCUGAUGUUUAGGGAACUGCCCUAUGUACAUGGUCAUUGAAUACUGGUCAUUUUAAUAAUGUUUACAUAGCGUUUUACCCACUUAUGUAAAUACCGUAUUCUAGUCAUCUUAGAUACACCUUCUCUAUACUGUCCAUAAUGUCUAUACACACAAUUUAUGUAGGCUACAGAUAUUUAUAUUCCGGACUCUGACAUUGCUCGUUUUAAUAUUAAUAUAUUUAUUCAUAUUUUUGGGGAUUUGUGUGUAUUGUUCGGUAUUACUGCACUGUUGGAGCUAGGAACGCAAGCGUUUCUGAUUCACAUCUGCAAAAUAUGUGUAACCGGCCAAUAGUAUUUUAUUUGAUACACACAGACAUCUAGCUGACUCUUUUACCCCCAACCACUUCACACGCACACACUAAGAUUGAGAGAAAACGUAACCCGCUCACCCACCCUAAUCUAAUUUGCAUACAAAAACUAACCUUUGUCCUCCCGUGAAUGCCCAGCUUCCGCUUGACAGGUAAAUCCCCUGACGUCUCCAACUUCAGAGGACCUUUUUCAUGAAAAUACAAAAUAAAGACUUAGGCCUGUCUCUUAUCCUCCAAGAAAUUGCCUAUAUCUGGACAAAUAUACUGCAACAGUAUGUGUGGUUUCGAUAAGGAGAAGGGUCCGGGGUGGCUGAUGAAGAAGGGGUUUACUCUGAUCCUAGUGGGCCACAUCAACUUCAUCCUGGGAGCCAUCGUUCACGGUAGCAUUUUGCGUCACAUCUCCAAACCCAACGACCAGAUCACCACCGAGUUCACAGCAGCCAACAUCAUCUCUGUCACUUCUGGACUGCUGAGCAUUGCAACAGGAAUCAUUGCCAUAUUGGUGUCAAGAAAUCUGCCAGUUUGGAAACUGCACAUAGGUCUUCUGAUUAGUUCCUUCCUGAAUGCCCUACUCUCUGCGGCCUGCGGCGUCGGGCUCCUAUUGGCUAUUAGCCUCACAAUUACCAACGAGGGGCGGGGCCUCAUGAUGGGCUGCAACUUCACUGACCAGCCAAUCAACGCCCGCUCGCCAGUCAACGCGGACUGCCCCUUCGACACCACACGGAUAUAUGACACUACCCUGUCUCUAUGGUUCCCAUGUGUUCUGCUGGCAGGACUGGAAACCGGACUGUCCAUCUGGUGCUUCGUAGUGGGACUGGUACUGAGGGGUCUAGGGCCCUGCUCACACGCAUACCUCAAAGAACAGCUGGAGGAAGAGGCUCUGACCAAUAGGGCAGCAGCAGAUCCAGAGUACUCACCCCAAGGCCAAAGCCUGAUUGGAUAGAGGACUGCCACAGUCAUGUCGAUCUACGGAAGUAACUAAUACCUCCUCUCUCAUGCUCUCUUCCCAACAUUUGUUUAAUGGCAAAAGUGAUGACUGAACCUCGUCCUCUUCAGAGAACCUCCCCGAUGCCACUCAUACCAAAGACUCUCCUCUCCCUCUCAGUGAGCGUCUAGACUGUAAGAUGACCAUGUCUCUGUAUUUGUUCACGUCUGCUGAGAAUGUCAACCCUCCCAUUGAUCCGCCAACAACAUUUCACAAAUGCCAAAUGACAAACGCCUUUAGUGUAGAGGUUAUUCAUGGGAUCAAUAUCCUCGUUAUAGUAUUCCGCUAUGAUCAUGGAAAUUAUUGUAUUUAAUCACAUUUGGCAUUUAUCAUGCCGUUAUGCCUAAAAAUCCUAGCUGCAUUUUAUUCUGAUUUAUGGGCAAUUCACGAUAUACUUUGUUUUACAAUUAAAGGUCAAAUGCACUGCAUUUCAAACAGUCGGCAAGAAUCUAAUGUAUUCGGGGCUUGUGAAGUUAUACCAAGGCUAAAUAUAAACCUUCCACAAGACCCGCUAAUAUUGUUUAACCUGCUUUUUGCAAUAAUCACUGAUCUGGCUUUGAAUAUGCCCUUUUUGUUACAGUUAACCCGAACCAUGCAUAAUGCACAUUCACUUAUAAUGACUAACUUCUUGUAGCAGGCAUUAUAGAAAAUUAACACUUGUCUCAUAAACAAUCUCUCAAGCACAAGCCCACGUGCUACUGAGUAACCAGCUAAUCUUUAUAUUUCAAGUUUAGCCAACUUGAAUCUAUUUGCUGACAAAGUAGAACAGUUUGUUCUACCUUGUUAUGAACACACCCUUCUGUCCAUCUCCUAACUGUUUGAACGGCAUGCUAGCCUGUCGGAUAUUGAAAUCAAGUGGUCUACCUUAUUUCUCAAAAUGAGAAUGAAUAUUACUGCACAUUUCUAAAACACAGACUAGACAGCUAAUAUAACAGUCUUUGGCUAAAAUGCUGCUAGAGGUACGUGGUACUGCAAUGCAGCGCAUGACAAACUGAGCAUUCAUUUUCCAAAAUUGAUACUCCCGUUUUAGUAGUCUGCUCUCGUGCAAUUUGAGGAGUUGAAAUGCAAAUAGUGACUAGCAAGUUGAAGCCACUUGUCACAGGUUGAAUGAAGUGAUCUCUUGUCUUUGUUGUUGUGAGUGACUUGGUGUGUGUGUAAAUGUUAAGGUGCACAGUCACAGCAGAUGGAGCGAAGAAAACGAGACCAAAAAGGCAUGAAAACAAGAGGACAUAAACACUCAUAAAAACUAAAAAUAAACAUACUUUUUGCGAUACAGGCAUUUGGAAUAUCGCGCAAAAACACUAAUUUGAAUUAAUUCAAUAUAAUCGCCCAGCCCUACUUGAUAUAUGUAGGAAUAUAGCAAUAGCCUGUCCGAGAAGGGCUCUGUGGUUCAAUAUCAACUGUCUUGAAUUGCAUCCUCUCCUAUAUCCCCCAGUUUUUUUCCUGAUGGUGCAUAUGAAGGAAAGGAAACGGGGAGAGGAAACCACUUUAGAGUACUGAGACGCGUCCUAAGAGUUUGUUUCAGGCGUAGCUGGGGUGGGCUCUCAUUCCCCAACACCAGGCAGAAGCGAUCAGCUCAGCGCUGAUGCGGUUAAUCUGGGGCUGGGUUAAAUUGAGCCUGGUGUAAUCUUUGCAUGCAAGGCUAAUCCCCCAAACUGGGGAAAAUCUAUAUUGACAUAAGGAGGUGACUGACACUAUAAAGCGGGUUACCUGUGCGUGCCCGGCUAAAGGUUGUCCCUCCAGGGCUGCUGUAUGUUGUUGAUACUACAGUAGUAAUACUACAAUGUGGUUUUGGAGUGAUAAGUUAAUGUAAGGCUAAUCAUCAAGAUGAGCUGGAUUUCAGAGUUUAAACCCUGGUGGGUUGUCUGAAUUGUGCUCUAUCGGAAUGUGGUUCAUUAAUGUUUUGUGUAUAAGAGUUGUCAAUAUCCUAUUUAUUCAGUAAAUUAAGUUAAUUUCAAUUCAGUUUUAAUCUUUUUUUACAUUUUUAAGCAUGAGUGGAAUUUAAUUUCACCUCCUGAAAAACUGAAUUGAUCUACAUUUAAUGAUGUACGGUUGAAGUCGGAAGUUUAUAUACACCUUAGCCAAAUGCAUUUAAACUCAGUUUUUCACAAUUCCUGACUGAUUUAAUCCUAGUAAAAAUUCCCUGUCUUAGGCCAGUUAGGAUCACCACUUUAUUUUAAAAAUGUGAAAUGUCAAAAUAAUAGUGAGAAUUAAUUAUUUCAGCUUUUAUUUCUCUCAUCACAUUCCCAGUGGGUCAGAAGUUUUACAUGCACUCAAUUAGUAUUUGGUAGCAUUGCCUUUAAAUAGUUCAACUUGGGUCAAACGUUUGGCGGUAGCCUUCCACAAGCUUCCCACAACAAGUUGGGUUAAUUUUGGCCCAUUCCUCCUGACAGAGCUGGUGUAACUGAGUCAGGUUUGUAGGUCUCUUUGCUCGCAAGGGCUUUUUCAGUUCUGCCCACAAAUAUUCUAUAGGAUUGAGGUCAGGUCUUUGUGAUGGCCACUCCAAUACCUCGACUUUGUUGUUCUUAAGCCAUUUUGCCACAACUUUGGAAGUAUGCUUGGGGUCAUUGUCCAUUUGGAAGACCCAUUUGUGACCAAGCUUUAAAUUCCUGACUGAUGUCUUGAGAUGUUGCUUCAAUAUAUCCACAUAAUUUUCCUACCUCAUGAUGCCAUCUAUUUUGUGAAGUGCACCAGUCCCUCCUGCAGCAAAGCACCCCCACAACAUGAUGCUUCCAGCCCCGUGCUCUUCGGCUUGCAAGCCUCUCUCUUUUCCCUCCAAACAUAAUGAUGGUCAUUAUGACCAAACAGUUCUCUUUGUUUCAUCAGACCAGAGGACAUUUCUCCAAAAAGUAUGGUCUAUGUCCCCAUGUGCAGUUGCAAACCGUAGUCUGGCUUUUUAAUUAUGGUUUUGGAGCAGUGGCUUCUUCCUUGCUGAGUGGCCUUUCAGGUUAUGUCGAUAUAGGACUUGUUUUUACUGUGGAUAUAGAUACAUUUGUACCUGUUUCCUCCAACAUCUUCACAAGGUCCUUUGCUAUUGUUCUGGGACUGAUUUGUGCUUUUCGCACCAAAAUACAUUAAUCUCUAGGAGACAGAACGCGUCUCCUUCCUGAGCGGUAUGACGGCUGCUUGGUCUCAUGGUGUUUAUACUGGCGUACUAUUGUUUGUACAGAUGAACGUGGUACCUUCAGGUGUUUGGAAAUUGCUCCCAAGGAUGAACCAGACUUGUGGAGAUCUACAAUUUAUUUUCUGAGGUCUUGGAUGAUUUCUUUUGAUUUUUCCAUGUCAAGCAAAGAGGCACUGAGUUUGAAGGUAGGCCUUGAAAUACAUCCACAGGUACACCUCCAAUUGACUCAAAUGAUGUCAAUUAGCCUUUCAGAAGCUUCUAAAUCCAUGACAUAAUUUUCUGGAAUUUUCCAAUCUGUUUAAAGGCACAGUCAACUUAGUGUAUGUAAACUUCUAACCCACUGGAAUUGUGAUACAGUGAAUUAUAAGUUAAUAAUCUGUCUGUAAACAAUUCUUGGAAAAAUUACUAUUGUCAUGCACAAAGUAGAUGUCCUAACCGACUUGCCAAAACUAUAGUUUAACAAGAAAUUCGAGGAGUUGUUGAAAAACUAGUUUUAAUGACUCCAACCUAAGUGUAUGUAAACUUCCAACUUCAACUGUGAUGGUUUUU
Oncorhynchus keta (chum salmon) is the source of this 6220-nucleotide messenger RNA. RefSeq names its product keratinocyte-associated protein 3. The transcript is spliced from 7 exons. The record is from RefSeq and is a predicted model, not a curated record. The coding region runs from base 1837 to 2505 and encodes 222 amino acids. NCBI's taxonomy places the organism in Eukaryota, Metazoa, Chordata, Actinopteri, Salmoniformes, Salmonidae.